This is a messenger RNA of Thrips palmi, 3767 nucleotides long. Its product is annotated as DNA polymerase subunit gamma-1, mitochondrial-like. The transcript has 3 exons. NCBI's taxonomy places the organism in Eukaryota, Metazoa, Arthropoda, Insecta, Thysanoptera, Thripidae. The record is from RefSeq and is a predicted model, not a curated record. The coding region runs from base 205 to 3627 and encodes 1140 amino acids. Gene Ontology annotation, cellular component: mitochondrion; gamma DNA polymerase complex. Gene Ontology annotation, biological process: mitochondrial DNA replication. Gene Ontology annotation, molecular function: 3'-5' exonuclease activity; DNA binding; DNA-directed DNA polymerase activity.
AAUUUUUCAUAACUUUGGAUUUACAUUGCCAUUGCAGUUAGUCUCGACGAUCACGCCGUUAGAACUUGGUUAGAACUCGUGUUGGGAAAACAAAGAACAGCAACGACGACGAACGUCUUAUUUCGAAGUGCCAUGGAAGGAGCAGAGGACGAUUGAUCAAGCUGACCUCAAACCAAAGGAGCAUCGGUGGAAGAGAGUGACAGAAUGAUUUUGAAUAAUCUCAUUCGAAGUCCAAAGGCUGUGAAAAAGCUGAAGCUGACCACAUUUCAGCAUGCCAAUCAAUCAAACCAAAGCACAGAUCCUUCCACAACAGCAAAUGUGGAAUCCACAUUUGCUAUUCCUCAGCCUUCUGAGCAGCCUCCAAAGAAAGUCAAGUCUAAUAUUAAUUCCACAUUGCAUUCCAAAUCAGUUGAAAAUGCUACUCGAAUUAAUCCCUGUGGCAUUCAGAUGCUGCCUAGUAACAUCUUGCAUCAUUUAUUUGGAAACCUAGGACCAUCAUACUCUGACAAGGAUGUGAAAAUUUCUUUAAAAGCGCUGAAAAAAUAUGGACUGAAUGUAGACAGUGUUGGCACUGCCCCAGAAGUAGAUCUCAAACUUCCUCCGUUGGAAGGGUCCAAUGUGGAGGAGCACUUCAUGGCUAUUGGAAGACAGCAGAGUGAGCCAUAUCGUCUACUUCUGGAAAGUAUGACAGCACCUCUUGUUGAGAAACCAUCGGUGUGGGAGCUGCAGGCUGGCUGGACCAAGUACAUCCCAGGACAGCCACCGCAGAAAGUGAAUUUUCCUGAAGAAGAUGCUAUUGUUUUUGAUAUUGAAGUGUGUCAAAGUGCCGGACAGUUGCCUACUUUGGCAGUUGCUGCUAGUUCCAAAGCAUGGUAUGGAUGGGUUUCUUCUAGUCUCACAGAUGGUACUAUUUCAGCCUCAAUGAAAGAAAAAUAUUCCACUGAACAUCUCAUUCCUCUUGAAAGUGGUCCAAAUCAAAAAAAUUCAACUUCAAAAGUCAAAAGACCCAGAGUGGCUGUAGGGCAUAAUGUUAUGUAUGAUAGAGCUCGUAUAAAGGAGCAGUAUUGGCUUGAGCCCACAGGAAUGCGUUUUGUGGAUACUAUGUCUCUGCACAUCUGUGUUAGUGGUGUGACUAGUUACCAGAAAUCACUGUUAUCUAGAGCCAAAAAGGCAAAGAAUGAAGACACGGAAUUAAGUGUUGGAAAUGAAGAAAGCUCGUCAGAUGCAGAAGAUCUUGCUGCACUUCAAGAGAAUACAUCUUUGAAUGGGUUGGCAGAGGUGCUUAAGCUGUAUUGUGGCAAGGAACUAGAUAAGGCUGGAAGAGAUGUUUUCAUUGAUGGAACCUUGAGUGAUGUUCGACGUCACUUCCAAUCAAGUAUGUCUUAUUGUGCGUCUGAUGUUGCUGCGACCCAGGAAAUAUUGAAAGCCCUCUUUCCACUAUUUUUAAAACGGUUUCCUCAUCCUGUAACUUUGGCUGGAAUGCUAGAAAUUUCCAUGGCAUAUCUUCCUGUCAACCGAAAUUGGAUCCAGUAUUUAGAAAACUCUGAACAAACAUACCAGGACUUGGGUGUAGAAGCUAGAUUUCAACUUGCAAGGAGAGCUGAUGAAGCCUGCAGCCUGAUGCAUGAUGAGAAGUAUAGGAAAGAUCUUUGGAUGUGGGACCAAGAUUGGAGUACACAAAAACUAAAACUCACGAAGCGAAAAGCGAGGUUGAAAGAACCCGAUCAGACAGAAGAAACUGUGGCCAAUGAAGAGACUGAUGAAGAUAUGAUUGCAGAGCCUCAUGUGAUUCUUAACGAGUUAAACAAAAGAGAUAAAGAAUUUGAAGAAGAGAUUGUUGCUAGUCCAGAAGUCCAGACCAUUAUUGACUCAGGAUUUCAGCUUCCCCUGAAGCCUCCUCAUUUACCUGGAUACCCAACGUGGUAUCGAAAACUUUGUGUGCCUCCAAAGCAGGAAGACUGGUCUCCAGGUCCCCAGCUUAUAACAACAAAGAUGCAAGUCUCUCCAAAACUUCUUCACCUCACUUGGGAAAAAUAUCCCGUUCAUUAUAUUCGAGGAGAGGGAUGGGGAAGUCUGAGACCUCUGGAUAUGGAUGAGUUACCCCCUAUAGAUGAGGCCAAUGAACUGCCUAUCAAGGAGCUUAUUGAUUAUUGGAAGUCCAUCCCAGAAGAGGAUAGAAAAUGUGGUGGCGAUGUGGAAGUUUGCCCUGGUGUUGUCCUUGCAAGGUUGCCUCAUAAAAAUGGAGUAGGACUUCGAGUUGGUGAUCCUUUAGGGCGUGAUUUUAUAGUAAAGUUCUCUGAAAAUAUUCUUUCAGGUGAUUCUGUUGCUGAAAGAAUGAUGGAUAUAGCUAAGAAACUUUCUUAUUGGAGAAACAACAGAGAUCGGAUUAUGAAGCAGAUGGUUGUCUGGUUGACUGCUAAAGAUUUACCAUCAGAUCUGGAAGAUUUUCCUGCUGGUGCUAUUCUACCUCAGCUGAUUAUCUGUGGUACUCUCACUAGAAGAGCUGUUGAAAGAACCUGGAUGACUGCCUCCAACAUUUCCAAGGAACGAAUUGGAUCUGAACUCCGAGCUAUGAUUCAAGCACCACGUGGCUACAGCAUUGUUGGCGCCGAUGUGGAUUCCCAGGAACUGUGGAUUGCAUCUUUAAUCGGUGAUGCCUAUGCCUCUAAAAUACAUGGCGGUACUCCAUUCGGCUGGAUGACCAUCAGUGGUCGCAAGUCUGAUGGAACAGACAUGCAUAGUGUGACUGCCAAAGCAGUUGGUAUCUCUCGAGACCAUGCCAAAGUUAUCAAUUAUGCUAGAAUUUAUGGAGCUGGUGUACCCUUUGCUGAACAACUGCUAAAACAAUUCAAUCCAUCCAUGUCAGUUGAUGAAGCAAAAUCCAAAGCACAAAAAAUGUUCCGCAUGACAAAAGGAAGAAGAGUGUAUGUGCCUAAUGCCAAACAUAGUGGUAUGGUUCCAGCUGGUCCGUACUCACCAUAUGAUGCAUCCACCAUGGCUGCUGGUCAGUUUGGAGCAAAAAGAUCUGAUAUAUUUAAGCUAGCAUGGAGUGGGGGAACAGAAUCUGCUGUUUUCAAUCGCUUGGAAGAAAUUGCGCAUAGCAGGACCCCUGAAACUCCAUUCCUUGGAGGAAGAUUGAGCCGUGCUCUUGAGAGUCAGCAAGAUAAAAAUCUGCCCACUCGCAUCAACUGGGUUGUGCAAAGUGGUGCUGUGGACUUUUUGCAUUUGCUCCUUACUGCGUUCAAGUGGCUAGAACCUGAUGCCAGAUUCUGUCUCAGCUUUCAUGACGAAGUGCGGUAUCUUGUUCCGGAUGACAGGGCUCAUCAUGCUGCUUUGGCUCUCCAUGUCGCCCAUUUGCUCACCAGAGCAUUUUGUGUUUCCCGUUUAGGCCUGACGGACCUGCCAUUGUCAGUGGCCUUUUUUACAUCAGUGGAAGUCGACAAAACUCUUCGUAAGGAGGCCCAUGAUAACUGCCAAACCCCAUCCAACCCUCAUGGACUUCUGAAGGGGUAUGGCAUCCAGCCUGGAGAGAACUUAGACAUUUACAAAUCCAUUGAGAAGGCUGGAGGACCAGCUGCCCUUCUAUCAAACCAAAAGAGGAGAGAUGUCUGCAGCAACAAAACGUAAACACGUGAUGCGUGAUGUGCUGUUUGAAGAGUUGGAGCCUCCAAAGGAAAAUCAAGAGAUUGUCAAAAUUCGAGCAAGCGUGGGAAAUAACCUUCAUGAAGUAGAGACUUCUGCUGGAGAAACUUAUCUUAUAUCAAUGC